GCAGAGUUAUUUCCGUUAGGUUCAUAAACGGAAUGUACAAACGUGCACCCGGAUCCAAAACAGGAUCCAAAGCAAGUUGUGGCCGCCGCUAAACGCGAUUCAGUAAUUCAACUUCACAGCACGCUCUGAUUACCAUAUUACGCCAAGUUCGAUUAGGGUUUUACAUCCCUUCGUUGUCUGUGGAUUCAUACGUGUUUCAUACCGUUAACACACCCAAGCUUCGAUCAAGAAUCGACUCUUCUCAAAACUCGCUCUUAGCUAUUCUCUCUGAAAGAAAUUACAUUUUCACAUCGAGAAAUGCCUUUCUCUGGUAUACAAAACUGAACGAAGAUGGCAUUUUGGUGUCGAAUCAAGCAGUCGAACCUCAAAAGCUUAUCAAACCAAUUCAAGAGACGUUAUUCUCAAAUUCCAGGACCUUGUUCGGUCAAUCACGCUGCUGGGCACACCAGAAUUCGCGUACUCGAUAAACCAUGUUUGAUUAUUCACAACAACCCAUUCGUGCCUCGUAACAAUGUGAGGUUCUUCGCCGCACCUGUCCAGUUCACCUCAAGGAGGAAGGAAGACUCAAGUGGGCCACGAUUGAAUGAGAAAAUUACAGCUGAGGUCGUUAGGCUUGUGACUGAUGAAGGGCAUUUUAUAGUGUCAAGGCGCGAAGCACUUGAACGUGCAAAGAGACUCGAGCUUGAUUUAGUUGAGGUUCAACGAACUGCUAAGCCGCCAGUCUGCAAACUAAUGGACUACCAUAAAGAAAGGUACAAACAAAAACAAAUAGUAAAGGAAAAAGUGCGUGCUAAAAGCAAGUCUGAAGUGACUUUAAGGACAGGAGUGUUCAAAGAAAUUCGAUUUACUGAAAAAAUUGAACAAAAAGACCUUCAAAUGAAAGCAGACAUGGCUAAGAGAAUGAUGGAGCGUGGGUAUCGGGUGAAGUGUACGGCCAUGGGUACGAACAUGGGUACACCCAAGGAUGAAAAAGAAGCAGCAGCUCAGAGGGAGGCCUUGGCAGUGUUGCUAUCUCGUAUUUCAACUCUGAUUGAAGAUUUUUCUAUUGUAGACACUGGACCUCAGGUGGAGAAAAAGCAAGCAUAUCUCAUUGCCAGACAUGUCAAGUUCGGACCAUCAAAGAAAGGUUCAGGAAAGAAAGCUUCCAAAGAUAGGGCCACAAGUGAUGUGGUUCAAGAGUCCAAUGAGAGUCCUCUACAGUUUGAAGAAAAUUCGGAUACUGCGGACUCUAGCCUGGAAAGUGAGGAUGACUCUGAUUUUGAACAAUUAGAAACAGAGUAUGAAGAAGUUCCAGCUUCCCCAUUCGUGGCUUCACAAGCGACUGAGAAUCGGUACAAGAGUGGACCAAGUAACAGAUCCCCACCUAGAACACCAAUGGAUUUUAGAGGCCCAGGUUUACAAGAAGCACCUCUCUCCCCUAAAUUUGAUUCUACAACAACAGAUGAAGUUCCAUCUUCCCCAUUCGUGGCUCGACAAGGGACUGAGAAUCGAUACAAGAGUGGACCAAGUAACAGAUCCCCACCUAGAACACCAAUGGAUUUUAGAGGCCCUGGUGUACAAGAAGCACCUAUCUCCCCUAAAUUUGAUUCUACAACAACAGAUGAAGUUCCAUCUUCCCCAUUCGUGGCUCGACAAGGGACUGAGAAUCGAUACAAGAGUGGACCAAGUAGCAGAUCCCCACCUAGAACACCAAUGGAUUUUAGAGGCCCAAGUUUACAAGAAGCACCUAUUUCGCCUAAAUUUGAUUCUACAACAACAGAUGAAGUUCCAGCUCCCUCCUUUGUGGCUGGACAAGUGAUGGAGAAUCGAUACAAGAGUGGACCAAGUAACAGGUCCCCACCUAGAACACCAAUGGAUUUUAGAGGCCCAGGUGUACAAGAAGCACCUAUUUCCCCUAAAUUUAAUUCUACAACAACACAUGAGGUUCCAUCUUCCCCAUUCGUGGCUCAACAACCGACUGAGAAUCGGUACAAGAGUGGACCAAGUAACAGGUCCCUACCUAGAACACCAAUGGAUUUCAGAGGCCCAAGUGUACAAGAAGCACCUAUUUCCCCUAAAUUUAAUUCUACAACACAUGAAGUUCCAUCUUCCCCAUUCGUGGCUCGACAACCGACUGAGAAUCGAUACAAGAGUGGACCAAGUAACGGAUCCCCACCUAGAACACCAAUGGAUUUUAGGGGCCCAGGUGUGAGAGACUCAGUCAGGUCAGAACCCCAAUUAUCUAACCAACCAAGGCAACCAAAAUUUGAUCUAAAUUUCCCGUCCCCGACGAGAGAACCAAUGGAUUUUAGGGGUCUGAGAGAUUCAGUGAGGUCAGAACCCGAAUUAUCUAACCAACAAAGGCAACCAAAAUUUGGUCUAAAUUUCCCGCCACCGACAAGAGAAGCCAAGCGAGUUGAAACUGAUGCUUCCUUAUUUAGCAACUUGAAAUCUCCUGCUGAAGAGAUUCCAAAGCAAGAAGCUUUGCAUCCUAGUGCUCCCAGUUCUCCUAAAAGUUACGGGAUUUUUAGCUCUCCAAAAGCUAGUGAUAAGUGAUACUCCUCGGCAACCAGGUGCACCAGCUGAAGUUAAGAGGUACAAGUGAGGAAAUCCGUUCGGUUAGCGCAUGAUGGAUCAUUGUUAUUCGUAGAUGGUAUACUAAUCAUUGUUGAAUAUCCCUCCUAUUUGUUUUUUUAUCAUUGUGAUUUUUAGGGGGCCGUAUUUGGCCCUUGGGUAGCUUUUGCAGAUGCCCAUUUCCCAAUCUUACUUGCUCAAUAUAUAUGUAUCAUAGAACGUUUUUUUGUAGUAUGAACUGAAUAUUAUUGGGACGAGUCUGAUUACCAAGGCAUUAGCUCUGGUUGGGCUCUAACGAUGGUGUAACUUGGGUAUUGGUAUAACUCAUAUCAUAUUCUUAUUGUUCUUAUA
Cornus florida is the source of this 2904-nucleotide messenger RNA. RefSeq names its product translation initiation factor IF3-1, mitochondrial. The coding region runs from base 331 to 2535 and encodes 734 amino acids. The transcript has 8 exons. The record is from RefSeq and is a predicted model, not a curated record. NCBI's taxonomy places the organism in Eukaryota, Viridiplantae, Streptophyta, Magnoliopsida, Cornales, Cornaceae. Gene Ontology annotation, molecular function: translation initiation factor activity; ribosome binding. Gene Ontology annotation, biological process: ribosome disassembly; translational initiation.